AUGCCAGCAGACAAGAAGUACACAAACGACUUGCAGAAAGUCAUGACUGAAAGCAUCCGAGUCAGCCAGCGCCACGGGCACAGCCUUGUCAAUCAGUAUCACAUUGCUGCCGCUCUCUUCGCCGACGACGACUCUAUAUCGUCGAAGGCAGUGCAAAAGUGUUCAGGGGAUGUCUCUGCAAUUCGACGAGCCAUCGAGACUGGUCUAAAGAAGACGCCCUCUGUCACUCCGGUCCCCGACACCCCGUCCCCUGCAGGAGGAUAUCUGGGGAUAAUCAAUAAGAUGAGCGCAUACGCAGAAGAGGGACGCGAUGAGUAUCUUUCGACGUUUCACCUUGCAAAGGCCGCGGCACAGGACACCGAUCUCGCCCGCUGUCUUCGCGAGGGCCGUGUGACAUCCAACCGGUUCGUGGAGGAGAUUGAGAAGAUGAAGAAAGGACGCUCCAUGAAUUCGGAGUUCGCAGAGGAUACGUGUGAAGCUCUCGAGAAAUACUGCGUGGAGAUGGUUGCUAAGGCUGAGGAAGGCAAGUAUGACCCGCUCAUUGCCCGCGAUAAUGAGCUUCGGCGCAUCGUCGAGAUUCUAAGUAGGAGGACAAAGAACAACCCCGUGUUAACAGGCCCUGCUGGCGUGGGAAAGACGGCUAUCCUCGAAGGCCUUGCUCAACGUAUUGUUCGCGCAGAUGUUCCGCAGAACAUCAGAAACGCUCGCAUAUAUGCUCUUGAUCUAGGGGCGCUUAUUGCAGGGGCGCAGUAUCGUGGGCAAUUCGAGGAGCGCCUUAAGGCUAUUUUAGACGAGCUCAAGAAGUCAGAAGGAAACUCCAUCCUCUUCAUCGAUGAGAUCCACACGCUGAUUGGAGCGGGUGGUUCUAAGGGGACCUCUGAUGCGGCAAACCUACUGAAGCCUGCACUUGCCCGCGGAGAGAUACGAUGCAUCGGGGCAACAACUACUGAAGAGUACAGGAACCACAUUGCAAGCGACCGUGCCUUUGAGCGUCGGUUUGCUGAAGUCUUCGUCGCCGAGCCCAACGUGGAAGAUACAAUUUCCAUCUUGCGGGGCCUUUCAGGGCGAUACCAAUCUCACCACCAAAUCCGAAUCACGGACGGGGCACUUGUGGCUGCUGCCCAACUUGCUAACAGAUAUGUGCGAGCCAUGGGGCGUCACAACCCAGACGCAGCAAUAGAUCUUCUGGAUGAGGCGGGCGCAUCUGUACGUGUGACUCUGGAUUCGCAGCCGGCACAGCUUGAUGCCCUCAAUAGAAAGAAGCUACGCCUCCAAAUCGAGGAGGAGGCGCUUCGGCGUGAAAGCGAGGCACGCAACGCAGACUCCAGCAUAUCAAAGCGUCUUGCCGAUAUAAUAAAGGAGAUUUCCAAUAUCGACAUGCAAAUUAAGCCAUUGGAGGAGCAGUACAACAGAGAGCGCUCCAGCAUAGAUAAGAUCAGCAACAUCAAGGCUCGGAUUACUGCCCUUGAAGACAAGCUUGAGGUCUACACAACCCGCGGAGAAGUCUCGAAAGCAGCAGAUCUACAGUACGGGGCCAUUCCUGAGUUACGUGAUGAGCUUCGGCGUCUCGAGAAGGAGCAGGAGGCCGCAAGCUAUGCACACCACGACGAGAAGGCGAUGCUCUCGGCUGUCGUCACAGAGAUGGAGGUUGCGAAUGUCGUUUCCAAGUGGACUGGGAUUCCAGUCAACAAGCUGACGCGCACAGACCGCGAGAAGCUUUUGAGCCUUGAGCAGACGAUCUCAUCGAAGGUGAUCGGCCAGGAACCUGCAGUGAAGGCUGUCUGUAGCUCUAUUCUACGUGCUCGUGCAGGGCUUUCGCGUCCCACGCAACCUUUGGGGAGCUUCUUGUUUUUGGGCUCCUCCGGUGUAGGGAAAACGUACCUUGCAAAGACCAUCGCAGAAGAGUUAUAUGACUCUGUAGACUCGAUGAUCCACAUAGAUAUGUCUGAGUAUACGGAGCAACACAGCGUUAGUCGGCUGAUAGGUGCACCUCCAGGAUAUGUCGGCUACGAGCAAGCGGGGCAGCUGACAGAGGCGGUGAGUCGCAAGAGGUAUGCAGUUGUUCUCUUUGACGAGAUAGAAAAGGCCCAUCCGAAGAUACUUACGAUUCUCUUACAGAUUCUUGACGAGGGCCGGCUAACAGAUGGAAAGGGGAACUGCGUGGACUUCACAAAUACGGUAAUCAUGUUGACGAGUAACCUAGGUAGCCGUGAGCUCCUACAGUGCUACCACAGCAAUGUCUCUGCCAGCCAAGCAAAGCAGGCAAAGGAACACGUCAUUGGAGUUGUUCGAAGCACGCUGCCUCCAGAGCUCAUCAACCGCCUCGAUGAUCUCAUAGUCUUCAACCCGCUUACAAAAGAUGCCCUUGUUAAGAUCUUUCGCAGUCUUUGCGGGCAGCUUGAAGAGCGUCUUCAACAUGAAUCAGGGCUUCGCCUCCGAGUGGACGAUGCUGUGGCCGACAUUGCUCUCCGCGACAGCGAUAUGGUCUAUGGAGCCCGGCCUCUGAGGCGCUUUAUCGAGAGAGAGAUUACCACCGCAGUCGCCCGAAAGUUGAUCGAGGUCCCGUCAGAUGCUCGUUCCAAUCGCGAAAAGCGUCGCUGUGUGCACGUUUCUGCCAAGGAUGACGGGAUAUUUGUGACCAUCGUCUAG
Messenger RNA from Giardia duodenalis, 2649 nucleotides. Its product is annotated as ClpB protein. Gene Ontology annotation, molecular function: ATP hydrolysis activity; ATP binding. Gene Ontology annotation, cellular component: cytoplasm. Bases 1 to 2649 code for a protein of 882 amino acids. Lineage: Eukaryota; Fornicata; Diplomonadida; Hexamitidae. The record is from RefSeq and is a predicted model, not a curated record. The transcript has a single exon. Gene Ontology annotation, biological process: cellular response to heat.